Polistes dominula (European paper wasp) is the source of this 3488-nucleotide messenger RNA. RefSeq lists its product as uncharacterized. The record is from RefSeq and is a predicted model, not a curated record. Lineage: Eukaryota; Metazoa; Arthropoda; Insecta; Hymenoptera; Vespidae.
UUUCUCUCUCACGAAACAAGUUUUAUUUAGUUUGUAAAACGAGUAUGAUAAUGAGUGAAAAUAAGUAUAUUAAUUCAAAUGUGAAUAGUAUCUUAAGAUCAUAAUGAAAGAUCUUCGACGAUUUAAGGAUUUAUUGAUGUUAAUGACAUGUUUUCUAAACACUUUCUACGUUUUUAGAAUGUUAUACAAAUUAUUUGAAUUUUGUUAUUAUGCACAAAAUGAAUUUUAUAAUAGUUGUAAAAAUCUUGCAUAGAACAUUUUAUGUGAUUAAUAUUUAUACAUAUAAUACUUCAUGUGCACAUUGUUAAAAAAUAAUUACUUUAGUUAGUUUACUGACAUCGUUUUAAGCGAUCUACACUCGGUUAAAUAAUACUAUUAUAGCAUGGUUAUGCAAUCGAGAAAAUUUCUCUUUCUGCGAUGCAAUCGUGUCCGGUUGAACGUUCAUGAUGAGCGAUCACAUGUGUUUGCAUGUGUGUAGUUCUACAUAAUAUUUAUGGACAUGUGUGCCAUUUAAAAAGAAAUUUUGACAAUGAGUUGACUUACCAUUGUUCUCAAUGUCCUCAAUCCUCUUGAUUGUCAUGCCCAUCCUCUAUCGAAUAUCAUUGGAUAGAGAUAACAAACGAUAAUAGCAAGAAGGAGGAGGAAAAAGAGAAGAAAAAGAAGAAGAAGAAGAAGGACCAUGCUAGAGCCAGUUCUUGGAAUAUCACCGAUCUGGUGGUUGGUGUUAUAUGCUGCCCUGCUGUUAUUAUUGUCACCAUUGGUGCUGUUGCUGAUCGUCUUUCUACCAAAUUUUCCAAUAUUAGUUUUACGUAGAAUGUGUUAUAUACCAAUGGAAUCCAUAUGACAAUUAUUUUCAGUCAAUUCGAUAAAAACAGAUAGUAUUUUCAAAGAAAUAUAAAAUUCUUUAAGCAUUGUUUUUCCAUAUUUUGAACUACAUCUAGAAAUUAUUUGGAUUUUCAUUUUAUUAGAUAAAUUUUGUAGAUCUCAAGAAUGACAAAAAAAAAAUGUCUCUGGUUUCUAUACGUUGAUUAGCUGAAACGUUCGAACGAAUUUAAGUAAGAUUUAAUGUUUAAUUUCGAUAAAAAUUGUGUUAUCUCGAACCACCGAGUUUAAUACGAUUGAGAAAUAUUUGAUUCUUGGGAAAUUUGCGUGGUUCAUGGAAGAAAAUCAAAUGGUAACUGUGCAAAUCAAAAUACGAAUACGAUUAUAUAUCAGCUUUAAUUAAAAAUUAAUAUUACGUUAGUAAUUAUGUCUAUGUAGAGUUAAUUAACAAAACCUUCGACUAUAAUAAUGCAAUUAUUUUUUGUUCUAAUUAUUUAUUCGUGUUUGUAUGCAUGAAGGAUAUCUCAAUAAUGAAUAGAAUCGAAGGUAUUUCCUGUUGUUUUUAUUACUAUUUUUUACAAUCAAAAUGUUUUCAUAAUCUUAUUUGUUAUGCGAAUUUUUAUAUAAAAUGAAAAAUUAUCUUUGAUUCAUAUGUAGAGUAUAUUGUUGAGAGCAAACUAGUAUGAUAAAGAUAGCGAAGAGAAAAAAUCAAAUUCAAGGAUAAUCCAAUUGAAAUUCCAUCGAUCUGAUAGAUAGACACGUGCUAUAUUUCAUUUUCAAGAAAUUUCUUCAUGCAACUAGUAUAAUAAUAUGUUCUAUUAUAUUAUUAGCAUUUAGCAAGGACUUUAAUAAUAUAACAUAACAAAGUCAAGUACAAUAUGCGUUAAAAAUAUUUUUGUAUAGUUUAUUAGAAAAGCUAGCAACUUGGCAAAAGGGAGCAAAGGUAACGGACGAUGAAUUAUUUAUGAACAUAAAUCGUUAACUCUAUGUAUAUUUAACGUGAAUAUAUUAUAUGAGUUGGCAUAUAAUAGGAAUGUUAGGUGAAAAAUAUUAUGGCGUUUGAUAAUUAUUUAGAAUAUUUUCAAAUUUCUUUUUCAAUAUCGUAUUUUAUUUAUUCACAUAAUAAUUAUCAAAAUGAUAUUAAUUAUUGUGUAAUCAAUUAUCGUAUGUAUGAAUUAUUGAAAAGGAAAUGUGAUCAAAAUGAAAAGUGAUAGUUGUUGAUUUUACACAUGUGUCCCUAGAUAAAUUAAAGAAUAGUAUACGAUUUUAUUAGUGUACAUUGUCCUAGUAAGGUGACGUAGAAAUGAGAGUUUCGUUCAAGGUAGUAGUAGCCCACUUUCGUUUCUAAAUAUAUUACGAUAUGAUCGAUCAAAUGAUAUUUUAAAUAUUGCGAAGAUAAUUGUUAUGUAAAUAUACGAUUAAUUGAAAUGAUUUAAAAUCAUGAUAUUGGUAUGAAAAAUUGUAUGAUAUAAGUAAAGGUCCUUGCAUUUGUUAGAUUUGGAAAAGGAACAUCAGCCAAUUGUUGACGUCCUUCUACGUUUUAUCAGCACUCCUUACAUUAUUAUAGUCAGACUCGAAGUUGGGACCUUAUAGUACAUGGCUAUCGGUGAGUACUUUCGCUGCGAGUUGGUUAUGUAGUGGGGGAGUUGAGACUUGAACCCUGAGACCCCAUAAGCCAUAUAUACUACGGGAGCAUGCAACUCUCUUGCUACUUACUGUCAGCUUCUCGACGAUCCCCGUUCUUAACAAGCAACGUUCUUCGACGCGUUCAUCAAGAAGGCCAAUUCUAGAGUUGAACAAUAAAGAUGAGAAUCCUGAUCAUAUCACUAUUGAUAUGUAUCGUGGCAUCAGAACCAGGCUUAUUGAGGGUUCCAAAAGUAUACAACGCUGUGAUCACAAGUAAUCAAAAUCUUUCACCAUCGAGAGCUUACCCAGUGAUACAACCAGUAAUUCAUCGAACUGCGAUCGGUUACGUGCCACCAUUUUAUUAUGCUAACGUAGCACCUCACCUCGCUGGACCGGAAGUGAUACAUUUUCCACGUACCGAACAACCAACUGGUAAUACUGAAAAACCUGAAGAUAUUGCUGAUGGUUCUACAGAAUCAGUUACCGAAAAAGAUGGAAGUUCCGAGGCAUCUAAUGUUAAGAAACAAAGUGAGGAUAAUUCUAAGAAGAAAAAAGGGAAAAAAGAUGGAGAAGAAGAAGUGCCACUAAGCUUUUAUCCAAAUUAUCAAUCACUUUAUUAUGAUCCUUAUUUUUACACUUACAAUGCUUUCAAUCCCCAUUUGAUACCGGGAACUUAUUAUGUUGAUUAUCAACCAUUCGCACCGAUUCCACCAAUUAUUCCAAAACCAGCCUUGAAUGGAAAUAUUCUGCCAAAUUAUAGUUCUGAUGAAAAUAAGGAUAGAAGAAAAGAAGGAAAUGAGAAAGAGAAGAUACCGGAUGUACCACCACCACCAGUGCCAACGUCAUCACCGAAAAAUUCACGUUGAUGAGGAACCACUUUAACAAUGGUUCUCAAUAUCUUUAUCAAAAUUUUGUAACUUUAAUAAUUUGUAAAAAAAACUCGUUACAGAAGUUUGAGAACCAAUGUAUUAGAGGAUUAUAUUCUUGAGAAUUUUUCUUGAGAUACUUUCGAGGCUGAUAGAGACUGCAAAACAAAACAA